Molecule: messenger RNA, 1601 nt
Organism: Ictalurus punctatus (channel catfish)
Lineage: Eukaryota; Metazoa; Chordata; Actinopteri; Siluriformes; Ictaluridae
Gene: srd5a3
Product: steroid 5 alpha-reductase 3
Exons: 5
Coding region: 54-986 (310 amino acids)
Biological process (GO): polyprenol catabolic process; dolichol-linked oligosaccharide biosynthetic process
Cellular component (GO): endoplasmic reticulum
Molecular function (GO): 3-oxo-5-alpha-steroid 4-dehydrogenase activity
Source: RefSeq, a predicted model, not a curated record
CAACUCUUUGUUUUCCGACGGAAUGUUUCAGCAGCGAACCCCGUUGUGUUGCUAUGAUGCUUGUUACUUUUCCGACAGUUGACAUUGCCUGGUCAUUAUUAGCGUUAGGGUUUCUGAUAGCUUUCAGUAUUUGUAAAUUCUCUCUAAAAUUACCAGGUGACUUCGAGCACAUUUUCCAGGCUCUUAUUCGAUACGGAAAAACUAAAGCACAGAUCCAGCAGCCCGGAGUCCUUCCCUUACUUUAUGUCCCGAAAAGAUGGUUCUGGCAUUUCUAUGCGGUGUCUGUCCUCUGGAAUGGACUUCUCCUCGUUUUCUCCUUCCGCACUGUGAUCCUCCAGACGCCGCUCCCUGACUUCUUGGCAGAUCAUCUUGUUUUUUUGACGGGACAGCCAAAGGCUGUCUGGAGCGAAUUUAAGCCGACAGUAUUGGUGUUACAAGCUCUACUGUGGAUCCAUUCCCUCAGGCGCUUGCUAGAGUGCCUCUGGGUCAGCAUUUUCUCUAACGGACUGAUCAACGUUGUUCAAUACGCAUUUGGCCUGAGUUAUUACAUCCUACUAGGGUUGACUGUCCUGUCUGUAAAUGCCUCACUACCUACAGAAGGGGCCUCUGUUCUGACCUUCUCACAGUUCAUAUGGCACAUAGCAGGAGUCCUGCUGUUCCUCUGGGCAUCGCUGCUGCAGCACCGCUCGCUCUCAUUGCUGGCCAGCCUGCGCACUAGCAGCUCAGGCCGGGUGGAGACGCUUGCCCACAGGAUACCAUGUGGAGGCUGGUUCGAGCUAGUGUCCUGUCCACACUACCUGGCCGAACUGCUGAUCUACACAGCCCUGAGCGUAUGCUGUGGCUGUGUCUCUUUCACAUGGUGGCUAGUGGUGCUCUACGUUCUCUGUAAUCAAGUUCUGGCGGCUCAUCUCUGUCAUGAGUAUUACAGAAGCACAUUUAAAGCAUAUCCAUCUGAGCGCAAAGCCAUCAUUCCAUUCUUGCUCUAAUCGGCUGUUUGUUUAUAAACAUAUUGAAAUUGUGUGAUUAAAUAUGCAAAACAAUGAGGAAAGAUAAACAUAAUGGAAGAUAAAGCAGAAGUCUGGACAUCGGUGUGUAAUCAAUCUACUUACCAUGAGUAAUCUACUUACUACUCGCCACUGAGAACACACCAAAAGGGACACACUCUUCCUUCAUCAUCAUUUCCUCACUUUGUUGUAUGAACAUACUUGACUUUAUUACUCAAUGGACAACCAUUUAGCAACACCGUAGCAACCACCUAGCUUUCACCUAGCAACCACAUGAAAUACCAUAGUAACCACCUAGCAAUACCCUAACAACCACUUGGGAUACCAUGGCACCUGCCCAGCAACACCCUAGCAAAUACCUGGAAUACAAUAGCAUCCACAUGAGAUACCAUAACAAUCAUUUAGCAACACAGUAGAACCAAUUGGGAAACCAUAACACCUGCCAAACAACAUCCUAGCAACCACCUGGAAUACAACAACCACCAACACCAAACAACAUCCUAGCAACCACCUGGAAUACAACAACCACCAACACCAAACAACAUGGAAACUUCUUUGUUACUAGAACAUGAUUAAACGAUGUAUUUAAAAAACCUA